Messenger RNA from Photinus pyralis (common eastern firefly), 1652 nucleotides. Its product is annotated as protein melted-like. Gene Ontology annotation, molecular function: phosphatidylinositol-5-phosphate binding. Gene Ontology annotation, cellular component: plasma membrane. Gene Ontology annotation, biological process: regulation of signal transduction. The transcript has 5 exons. NCBI's taxonomy places the organism in Eukaryota, Metazoa, Arthropoda, Insecta, Coleoptera, Lampyridae. The coding region runs from base 405 to 1373 and encodes 322 amino acids. The record is from RefSeq and is a predicted model, not a curated record.
ACGUUUCGCGUAUAUCAGCCGAAAACGGGUUAUUUUGGCAGGUCGAAGAACCACAUCUACUUAUCUUUCCAACACAGAUAACCAUAAAUCCAAUCCAAUCGGGUUCUCAAGCAUCAAGCAUAGCAAACAAUUCGGUCACCGUGAGUUCGGUAUACAAUGGCCCGAUUUUGAGCGGUCAAGUUUCCGUGCUAACGAGUACCGUAAUCGGUUCGAACAACGUCGUCACGCAAACUAUCCCCGUCGGAUCGGGGAGUGUCAAUCAAGUUUCCGUGAAUGAUUCCAUUGUUAAUCACAAUGGAAGCAGUCACGUUAAUAUCAGCGGUCCCAGUACUGUCACAACGAGGCGAGCGAAUAAUACAAGCGUGACAAUCGUAAACGCGAACCAAGGGGCGGCCUCUCAAAGAAUGAGCGUUUUCGAACCGUACCCGAUGAGAGACACCGUGCAGCACUUCUGCGAAAAGCACUUGGAUAAAAUUAAGAUCUACAUGGAUAAAGUGUCCUCGAAAAUUCCCCCACCCGCCAAAUGCACUAUCGAAGAAAGGCGGCACAAAAAAUCGGCGAAACUGCACUUCGCCUGUCAAGCUCGCGGCCAGCAUUGUCUGUAUUCGAAGACCUUCUUCACGAUGCGAACGAGGAAUCCGCGCAUCUGGAUACACCUGAUGUUUAUCGCGCUACAAGCUCGAUCGCCCCACGCCCUAAGCUCGAGGGACGCGAGCGUCACAAGCCUGAAGCACUGCUGGGACAUGCUCAAGUGCGAAAAUAAGACAUUCUUGACUCUUGUAACGAGCGCGUUUCCGUGCUCCAAGGACCAAGAGAUGCUGCUCAACGAGCUGAGGCAUUCGGGAUUCUUCGACGUUUUCCAAUUGUGCCCCGGAAACAUCGGGGGUUCGUCCAGUCACAUCGAGAACGGCAUUAAAUUUCAGUGGGGCUGUUUUCUGUGCGCCCAUCCGGAGAGGGCGGUGGGAUUUUUAAGAGGUGAUACUCAACCUGUGAUAGAGGGGCAGCUUAAAGAGAAGAAGGGGAAGUGGAAGCUCUUUCGGAGGUGGAGGACGAGGUAUUUUACGUUGUCGGGCGCCCAUUUAUCAUGUAAAGGAUCUAGCGGGGGUGAAAGCAUCGACGUAAAUCAAAUAAGAUCCGUAAAGGUAUCCCGUGGCGCCCGAAACAUACCGAAGGCCUUCGAAAUCUUUACGGGCAACCAGUCGUUGAUCCUAAAACCGAAGGACGGUAAAAACGCCGAAGAAUGGGUACAAUGUCUAAGUAUCGUCGUCGCCCACUCGCACGCCAAGGAAUUGCCGGCCAAAACACACUGUUUGAUUUAUAGAGGCUAUACCUUUGGACCAAAAGAUUUUCCUUUUCUCGUUACCUGGAUGUGAUAUAAAAUGAUUAUUCCGCUACUCGAACAAGUAUAAAUGUGACACAAUCCCAGUUUAAACAUCACAUUUAAUUUAUCGUUUUUUUUUAUGAUGAAAGACAACUACAAUGUUAUAAUGUACUUAUAUACUUAAAUAGCGUAUUGAUCAAAAUUUUUUAUUUUUGAAAUCUUUUAAAGGACAUAUGUAUUUUUAUGAAUAUUUAUAUUAUCUGUUUAUUCUAAAACAUUCCAAUGCUUGUAUGUGCAUAUUUUAUUAUUGUUACGAAAUAAAUAUUGGUUU